Messenger RNA from Ogataea angusta, 1629 nucleotides. RefSeq lists its product as uncharacterized. Gene Ontology annotation, biological process: dolichyl monophosphate biosynthetic process. The record is from RefSeq and is a predicted model, not a curated record. NCBI's taxonomy places the organism in Eukaryota, Fungi, Ascomycota, Pichiomycetes, Pichiales, Pichiaceae. The transcript has a single exon. Gene Ontology annotation, molecular function: dolichol kinase activity. Gene Ontology annotation, cellular component: endoplasmic reticulum membrane. Bases 1 to 1629 code for a protein of 542 amino acids.
AUGGGCCCUAGAAAACAGGCCACAAGGCGGUCCACGAGAUCACAAAUAAAGAAAGCUGAGCCUCUCGUUGAGGAAGAGGAUCCAGUUUCUCCAGCGCCUACUACUUCUGAUGGCCUGCUACAAUCAAUCGGUAUAGCUCAAUAUGUUUUCGAGCUUGUUGAUAGACAGGCCUCGAUAGCAGACUGGAUUCAGUGGUUUGUACUUCUCUUUGUGGCAAACGUGAUAUAUGUCUUGUUCAACGACAAGUCGAAAGGCGAUUCUUUCAAUGUGCAGUAUUUGUACGACUCUAUCUUCACAUUGUUGUGUGUUGUCUGUCAAGUGGCCGUCGUCUUCCACCACCUCUGGAAGAAAUAUAAAGUCACAGGCCAAAAUGCUCCGCAGCUGCCGGAACUGGAACUCAUCUAUGCCGUCUUUAUUCCACUUGCCAUUUCUCUCAUGCGAAGCCCAAGAAAUCUGGUUCUUGUUGCAGGCUCUGUCGCGAUGGUGUCUGAUUUGCAGGAGCUGGUGAAAAUUGGAGUCGCUGUGCUCCUGGAAAUUCAGCUGCUUACAUCACACGAAAAUAGCGACUCUUUGCCGUUUGUCCUUGUCCUCGCUGGGCCGGUGUGGCACGUAACUGUUACGUCCCUGUUGGAGUACGUGGCUCCUACGUCGUUCUCCAAAAGCGAAAGAAACAUUCUGGGAACUCUCGCCGUCGCUUUGAUCAUGUUCAUCAACGCGCAAUCCCCUGUGCACCUUCAGAUCCUCCAAAAACUCAUGGUUUCAUUUUCCGCGGCCACCGCAGUCUGCUACGCAAUUUACCUGGUGUACGAAAACACCGACCGCAACUGGGCUGUUCUUGCGAUCUUGCAGGCGGCAUUCUAUGGCAUAGGAGUGCAUCUCUCAAUAUACUUUCUGACACCGGUGCUCAAGGAGAAUCCUCUUUUGUGGGUGCAAAAAUACGUUCAGGAAACAGAGUCUAAAUGGUUCAUCUUCCAGCUCUGGCUCUGUGGACUUUUCAUUGUCCUGCCUUCUCUGUUCAUUAUUGCGCCGGUGUUUCCAUUGGACGUGCGCAGAAAAGUGUGGCAUUUCGUCUUGUUUGCAGCUUUGUCAUACCCGCUGCUCGUUGAUCCGCAGAUGGCUUCUCUGGCAUUGAUCGGACUAUUUGGCCUGUUGUUGCUGGUGGAAUUGCAAAGAGUGUUGCGGAUUCCUCCAUUCGGCAGCUUUUUCCAGCAGAAGUUUACUGAUUUCCUGGAUGAAAAGGACUUAAAGGGCAAAGUCGUGUCGUCAUACCUCUUCCUGGUGCUGGGCGUUGCGCUGCCGAUCUGGUUCGACCCCGAGGCUCCGGAAGCCAUUGCAGGUCUGGUCACUGUUGGACUUGGUGACUCGUUCGCGUCGCUUCUGGGAAAACGGAUAGGAGCCAAUUGCUGGCCAGGGACCAAGAAAACGGUUGAAGGAUCUGUUGCGUUCGUAGCAGCUACCGCAGGAGGCCUGGUUCUGUUCAAGCUGUUAGGCCAAAACGAUUUCUCCUUUAACAACAUUAUAUGCUCAGCAAUGCUUUCGGCGAUGGUGGAAGGGUGCACCACAAUGAACGACAACCUGCUGGUGCCAAUGUUCACCUAUCUGUGUUUGACUGUUUUCAAAUACUUUUAG